Molecule: messenger RNA, 465 nt
Organism: Acanthosepion pharaonis
Lineage: Eukaryota; Metazoa; Mollusca; Cephalopoda; Sepiida; Sepiidae
Source: the annotation of a GenBank genome assembly
AUGAUCAAGGUAUACUUUUUCAAGAAGGAUUCUUAUCCAUACUUUAUCUAUCUAUCUAUCUAUCUAUCUAUCUAUCUAUCUAUCUAUCUAUAUGUAUAUUACUUAUUUCUCGUCUUCAUUGGCUCUUUUAUUUCUUCUGUCUUUUCUUUCAUUUUCUGGCUAGUCUUUUAUUUCUGCCACCAUUCUGAACGUUCAUAUUGUUCUAAUAUUAUUUUCUUUCGUUUGAGCAUUUCUUCUUUUUUCCUUCUUCCUUUCUUUCUUUUUUUUUCUUUCUUUUUCUUUCUUUCACCUGUUUUCUCUUCUUUGUUUGUCUCUUUCUUUCUUAGUCCUGCUAUCCUUUUAAAUAUAUCUUUUUUUUUUAUCUUUUAUUUGGCAGGAAGCAUAACUAUUUUCUUAUUUUUUUCUUCCGCUCAUUGCCUUCUUUUCUCUAUCUGUAAUUAUUAUUUUAUUUCUCGAUUCUCAUGA